AUGAGUUUGGCAGAAUUCCAUUUCAAUACAGCGUUCAAUCGCUCUACAGGAAUGACUCCCUUUGAAAUCACUUUUGGCCACAAACCACCUAACUUGCUGGCUUAUACCCUCGGAUCUUCAACAGUGGAUGCCAUUGGCUCAGAUUUAUCCACCAGAGAGCACAUCUUAUGCACCUUACGGGACAACCUGUUCAAAUCACAGAACGCGAUGAAGGCAUUUGCAUAUAAAAAGAGAAAAGAGAAAUUUUUUAAAGUAGGUGACUGGGUUUUGUUGCGUCUACAACCUCAUAGACAAUUAUCUGUGGCUCGCCGUUCGUCGCAGAAACUAGCACAACGAUUUUAUGGCCCUUAUCAGAUCCUCGAAAUGAUUGGCCAAGUUUUCUAUCGUCUUCAAUUACCGAAGACUUCUCGAAUACACAAUGUGUUUCACGUCUCACUUUUAAGACCCUUUCAUGCAGAUUUCAAAUUACCCCGUCCACCGGCACCACUUACGGCCUUGGAUGGACCUCCCAUCCAUUAUCCUCAAGCGGUGGUUGGAAAUCGCUUGAUCUGGCGACAAGGGCAAGAGAUUCCUCAAGUGUUGGUUAAAUGGGAGGGCUUACCACUGGAAGAUUGCACAUGGGAGGAUGAAUUCACGAUUAUGGAUCUAGUAGCUGGGAAACCUAAAGGUACCAGGAAGUCAGCAACUGCUCAAAGUUCGAAUCUUUCACUGGGUUUGAACCCUAAACCUAACACCGCUUCAGCCACCCCUCAAAUGGCCUCUCCUGAUGUCACUCCCAACCAACGCCUCCUUUACCAUCCCCACUCCAUUUACAAAACACAACUUUUGUUCCCAAAGACAAAGAGCUUUUCAAACCACACGAUGUAG
Molecule: messenger RNA, 867 nt
Organism: Gastrolobium bilobum
Lineage: Eukaryota; Viridiplantae; Streptophyta; Magnoliopsida; Fabales; Fabaceae
Exons: 1
Coding region: 1-867 (288 amino acids)
Source: RefSeq, a predicted model, not a curated record